GCGUGCUCACAAAAAGAUCUCAGUCACUAGGUCGAUACGUUUAAUGUUUUAAUUUACUUUUUGCUCUCUCAUCCAUCAAUUAAUUUAUCCAAUAUCCAUCUGCAGGGUGUGUCAUACUAUUUUUAAAGUAAUACCCUCUUUCAUUUUAUUAGUCACAUUCUGCUGCAGUAAACUCGCGCUAUUUCUUCUGAAAACAGUCAACUUUCCGUCUGUUCGGAUUAUUUGAGUGUAAAAAAAAAAAAAAUAAAAAAACCCGCGAAAAGGUGAAAUAUUCAAAUUUAAAUUAGUGCCGAAAAUGAAUAAAUAUUUAAAAAAUGUCCAUUAGUGGUGCAGUUUUGCGAAGGUAAACAGAACGUCAUAUAAAACAAAGACCUUGAUUGUACCUAAUUCGGUGCAAGUGGUAUUGCAUAAUAAUAAUAAGCUAGUACUGAAACCUUCAUUUAAUAUCAACAAGCUUGUCUUUCAUGUGCAGUUAACUUAUAAACAAUUUAAUUAAAUUAACAUCGAGUGAGUUAAUUAAACAUAUCACUGAGCUUCAAAUGUUCAUAUUAUAUAUUUACUAUAAAUCUAUCAGUGAAGCGGGAAAGUGUUUGGUUACUAAAAUAAAUAUCAUCUAAAUUCAAAUAUGAUCUCAGUAAUAUACGUAUCCUUGAUAUAUUUUUUGGCAUACUUAAAUAUAGUCGAUGGAAAAUGUACAUUGGCACCAUUAGAUACUGAACGUCAUGUACGCCAACCAAUAGCUUACGUUUGCAUCCAUGGUGAUUUAAGAGAUCUUAAUGAUGUACCAGAUAACGUAGAAUGGAUUGAAUUCACAGUUUCACAUUUGCAUUAUAUUCCGCCGGAUGCUUUCAAACGAUUUACAGAAUUGAAAAAGUUGACGUUUUAUAAUUGUGAGUUACGUGAAAUAAAUGAAGAUGCGUUUCGUGGAUUGAAUAACUUAGAAUGGCUGAUAAUGUCCAAUACAAAGAUGCAUGUUGCCCGUGCAUCGAUGUUCAAACAUAUAAGACAUUUGAAAUUACUAACGUUAGAUUCUGUCGGACUUAGUUACAUUGAACCAGAAGUAUUUCAAUUAUUGAGUCAAAAAUUGGAAUCACUUAAUUUGAGAAACAAUGAUUUGGAUUGUUUGCCAAUUGAUGUUUUGGCUGGGAUGAGUCGACUAAAAACUAUUCGUAUUGAUGACAAUCCAUGGCUCUGUGAUUGUCGGAGUGCAUUGGAAAAUUUGUUGGAAAAACAUAAAAUUAAACAUGAACAAGAGUCCAAUGAUUUGCGGAGUUUUGGGCGACAGAAAAGAUGGCAGAGUUCAGUAUCAUCAUCAUCAUCAUCAUCAUGGCAAUACAAUGAAACUUAUUCAGAACGUAACAGUCAUCGGGUUUAUGAUUGCAUGGCUGUUAUCAAAUACCCGCCAUUGCCUAAUGUAGAGAAACACAAUCAACAGUUUGAUAAAACUGAUGAUGUUUUUUAUCAAAACAAAAUUGAAUGGCGAGAAGCUACAGCAACAAGUGUUUCAUAUUUAGACCGGCUACCAGACGAAAUCGGAUGGAUUGAAAUAUUUGAUGUCCAUAUUCCGAUAUUGAAACGGUACACGUUUUUUAGAUUUGGCAAUAGUUUGAGAAGUAUAAUGUUGAAAAAUUGUGGGAUCAAAACAAUAGAACCCGAAGCAUUCGCUGGAUUACAUAAACUUGAACGUUUAGCAAUAUCGGGUGCGCAAUUAACGAUUGUUGCUAAUUACUGGUUCCAAGAUCUCACGCGAUUGACGGAUCUUAUUUUAGAACAUGAUUCGAUUGAAACUUUUGAAUUUGGGGCAUUUAAUCAUCUACGCAAUUUACGGCAAUUAGAUCUACGUUCUAAUAAAAUUAAUUGUUUGCCAUUAGAGAACCUUGAACAGUUACGAUUACUUCAACGUAUUGAGGCUAGUGAAAAUCCGUGGUACUGUUCUUGUAGGCAUAAUCUCGAAAGUUGGUUGAUAAGGAACCGGAUCGGUUAUGAAAUUAGCAACAGUCGUACUGCUGGAAGUGGUUGUAUUAAUGAAAAUGAUUCCACGGCAAUUAGACGACCCGUUAUAGAAAAUAACUAUUAUAAUUCAUCAUCAAUCGGACGAGUUCGUUGGAGUUGGGGGUAUGAAGUUCAUGCUCACAAACCAGUACAGCGACCUACAACACCAGCAGUUCCUGUUAUAAUUGAAACCACAUCCUCCCCAAUUGCUAAUUUAGGGGGUUGUCGUUCAGUGCCAUCCCAAUACUAUUAUCAUAACUCGCGUUAUAAUCAUCUUAAAGGUUUAACGUACGUCUGUACACAAGGAACACUAGUUGAUCUACAGAAAAUACCGUCAAAUAUUGAAACAAUAAUAAUAACAAAUUAUGUAUUACAUAAUUUACAAUAUGAUUUUUUACGUAAAUUCAAUGGUUACUUACGUAGACUUGAAAUACGUAAUUGUGAAAUAAAUACAAUACAUAAUGGUGCAUUUGCAAGUUUAUAUAAUCUCGAAAGUCUUAUUAUACGUGACAAUAAUAUUGAAACUGUUAAUUCUGAUUGGUUUGGACGUGAUAUGAGAAAUUUACGUCAUUUAGAUUUAUCGAAAAAUAAUAUUGCACGUAUUGAGAACAGUGUAUUUGAUUGUUUACCGUUUUUGACAAGUAUUGAUAUAUCGGAUAAUAGUAUGAAUUGUAUUGGAGUUGAACAACUUGAAAAAUUACGCCAUUUACGGGAAUUAAAUGUAACGGGUAAUCCAUGGACUUGUUUAUGUGCAACGCGACUACAACGUUUUAUCGAAGAUCGUUCUAUUUAUUGUCCAAAUGGUUGUUUGGAUUCAGUCUUGCACAAUAACGGCAUGUCUACUUGGGGGGGAUGUCACGUCGAUCGUCCCAAAAUUUCAACCCCGCCACCUGUACUGAUACCCCAGUCAACGACAAAUUAUCCCGACAUUCCAGUUCCCGAAAUUUAUACCAAUGUAACUGGUACUUGUUCGAAAACACACGAACGCACCCACUAUCGUUGCAGUAAUGGUGAUAAAUUUAUUAUAAACAAUAUACCAAGUUACGUCCGGUCAAUUGAAAUUUACGACAGCCAUAUUCCUUAUUUACCAGCUGGUAGUUUUUCACGUUUUACUAAUUUAACAGAGUUAACAAUACGUGGAUGUUCACUUAAUGACAUCGAUCCACGUGCAUUUCACGGUCUCCAUAAACUCGAGAAAUUAGUUAUUACCGACAAUAGGCUAACAGUAAUACGCAAUAGUUGGUUUCGUGAUUGUAAGUCGCUUUAUUGGUUAGAUUUGAGUAAAAAUAAUUUGAUGGAGAUACAAUCGGGUUCUUUUGAUAAUUUACACCAAUUACAGUAUCUCAAUAUUGAGGAAAAUGAUUUUCAAUGUAUUUAUACUGGUUACUUGACAGAACAGGAUCAAAAUUGGCGGCAAUUGCCAAGACUAAAGGUAUUAGAAUUUGGUAAAAAUCCACUUAAGUGGCGCUGUUAUCAGGAAUUACGUCAAUUUCUUGAAGUACGGGCUAUUGGAUAUACUUUUUACAAGUGUCCGCAUGACAGUAAAGCUUUAGUAAGAUCUUUAUUGAAUGAGGGCAAAGUUGGCGGCACUAGAGCAUCAAGUGCAGGACUUAGAAAAGGACUUAAUUUUAGCUUCUUAGUGGCCAUUGUUUUAUUUAUUAUUUAUUAAUUUAAGUAUGUAGAAUAAUUUGAGAUUUCAUUGGACUAAUAUGUGUUCGGAUAGUGUACCUGAUAAGAAACUUAACGCUUAGGUAGUAAUAUUAGGAACUUGAAGCCUAAAAUGCUACUUUUUAAAUUUUUCAAUAGGAAAUUUAAUUUAUUUAGGUGACUCAUUAACUUAUGGUAUUCCACCACGUGUUUAAAUUAAGUAAGUACCCUGGUGAAUCCGAAUUAAGGUAAAUUACCGCAUUUUGCCGUUAUUUACCGUAAAAUAUGGCGCUUCUACGGCAUAUUUGCCGCAUUUCACGGUAAUUUGCAGUAAUGUGCGGUAAUUUACGGCGAAUUACGGUAUAAUAUGGCAAUUUUCCGUAAUUUGUGGCGUUUUACCUUAGCACCGUAUACUUUUCUAUUUUCACAUAGCAAUACUUUACUUUACGGUAACAAACCGAUGAUACUGAAGUUAGCCGACGUCCUACAAUUUUUGUUUUUUUU
Messenger RNA from Microplitis mediator, 4143 nucleotides. Its product is annotated as protein slit-like. Gene Ontology annotation, cellular component: plasma membrane. The transcript has 3 exons. The coding region runs from base 626 to 3661 and encodes 1011 amino acids. Lineage: Eukaryota; Metazoa; Arthropoda; Insecta; Hymenoptera; Braconidae. The record is from RefSeq and is a predicted model, not a curated record. Gene Ontology annotation, molecular function: protein binding.